Didymodactylos carnosus is the source of this 1017-nucleotide messenger RNA. The record is from the annotation of a GenBank genome assembly. Lineage: Eukaryota; Metazoa; Rotifera; Eurotatoria; Philodinida; Philodinidae.
AUGAGUAUAGAUAUUGAUGCAGCUCGACGCUCUCAUUCGCGGGCGUCUGCCAUUAUAUCCGCAUCACCACCAAAUAAAAAUUCAUUAACAUUUGAGAGUGUUGUUUGUUCGCAACUCGAACUUAAACGGCGAGCUCAAUCGUUUAGUAGUCGACGAAGCACAUUGUAUCGUCGAAAGUCCAUCAUGGCCACAAAAAGACGACAAACUCAAUAUAAUAAAACUUUAAUCGAUCCUCCAAAUAAACCUCGUCGGACAACGUUACAUUCACCAUCACAAACGAGUCUAGCAUCAACUGCACUAUCAGCAACAACGACUCGAACUACAAAUACUACACGAAAUUCAUCAUCAGUUGGUAUUCCAUCCGAAAUAACGUACAAUUUAUUGAAGAGAGAAACAAAAAAUUCGUUACCGAUGAUUUGGGAUCCAAAAACAGCAAAAAAGUUGGAUGAAUCUCGCGCUUCAAAAUGGUCAAUUGAUUUUCCAAAAGAUGUACCUCAUUAUGGAAAAUUGGUUGCUCGUUUAACAGAAGAAUAUAAUGAUUCAGAACAUUUAUUCGAAUUUGCUCGAAAAACCGUUCUAGUUUUAAUGAGAACAAGUGUGAGCCAUCUAAGUGACUGUCCAAAACAACCGAAUAUUCCUAUUUAUUUAUUUGUUGCUGGAAUUGUUUUUACCGUUAAACUUUUACAAAAUCUAUGGCAUAAGUAUCGUUUACAUCAGAAAGAACUGUUAGAUGAAGAAACACCAAAUCGACAUGAUGGUCUAUUUAUUGAUAUUCUAAUGACAUCAUUUUUAGUUGUAUGGUUUUUUCUUGGACAUUACUGGCUAAGUACCCUCGGAUUUCCACCACAGUUUGAACCACCAUUAAAACAACCGGAUAAUUGGUGUAAUAAAACAGUCUACAUUGUCACACUGGUUCAAGUUGCAUUCACAUAUUUUUUAUUUAUAUUCUUUUUUGUUAUUGUUUUAACACUAAUUUUAUUUACACGACAUACAAUAAUUAAAAGAACAACAAGAUAA